Molecule: messenger RNA, 903 nt
Organism: Armigeres subalbatus
Lineage: Eukaryota; Metazoa; Arthropoda; Insecta; Diptera; Culicidae
Exons: 5
Coding region: 146-658 (170 amino acids)
Source: RefSeq, a predicted model, not a curated record
UCAGUAUGCUGUUGACAAUCGGAGCCGUAGCUCGUUGAAACUUGAUUGUCCCAUUAAUUUAAGUUAAACGGGCAGUAAUAACGUGAUUAUUAGUGUAAAUUGUGGACCGCAAGGCUGAUUUGAAAACUCCAUCAAAACCACAAACAUGAUCUCCCAGAGGAAUGCAGUGGCAGUGACAUACAUCGUGGUGAUGUUGAUGCAACAAUCCUACUUAAGUCAGUGCAGACCACAUGAGAGUUCGAAGGCAUCACAACACGAGGCCGAACGAAGGAAAGAUACGGAGUUGACAAAAGAAACACAGAUUGGCGAAUCUAAGGUAUAUGGCCUUAUUCACAACGAAUCCGAGAAUAAAGAAGCCGUUCAAGAAAAGGAAGAUAUCCAUUCGAAGAUCCUUACGGUGUUCGACAACGUGCAGCAGAAAAUUGUGAACUUUUUCAAUACCGGAGCCAUCGUGGACAAGGCGACACCCAGGGACUAUGAAGCGAACCCAAUCGAAGACUAUGAAGGUAUCCGUUUGGGGGUCGUAAACGCAGUGGACUUUGUCGCAAAGCGGAUUAACGAUGCUUUAAAUAAACCGAAAGAUUUCUUCAAGAAGGCCAACAAAAAAUUCACGAAAUCUCUCAACGACCUCGGCUCCAAGAUAAUCGGAUUAGAAUAAAACACUUGAACGGUAUCGAGUAUGAGGUUCAUUUAUUUGACUUAUCUCUCUGAGGAUUACCAUUGUAAAUACAAGUUCUGCUACUUUGGAAUGUCUGCUUCGACUUGGCUAGUCGGAUUCUAUUUAUAAAUAAUCCUAAUAAAAUAGAAUGUAUCAUAGGACUAAGCGAAAACUACCGAAGGCUAGUUUAGAGAUUCCCGAUCAUUGGGUUGUUUUGUAAAUACAUUUUAUAUUCAUUUUACCAA